ACCCCAGCGCCCCCGCUGCUGACUCGGCGCUUCUCUCGCCCCGCCCACUCGAGUUUCCGCCGCAGAUCGGCUCCCUCACAGCCAUGGCGAGGCAAGCCCAGGUCCUGUUUGACUUCACGGCGGAGGCUGAGGGCGAGCUGACGGUCAACGAGGGAGACAUCCUGACCAUCGUCGCCCAGGGAAGCGGCACCGGCUGGAUCGAGGUGGAGAAUGCGGAGAACAAGCGAGGAAUCGUGCCCGAGAACUACGUGCAGGUGUUCAACGAAGAGAGCCUACCUCCACCGGACGAUGCACCGACCUGGACAGAGCAGGCGACCUACGACCCAGGAACGUGGCCCAAUCAGCAACAAGCAGAUUCCGACAGCUGGGAGGACAGCGAUGGAGAGGGAGCAAAGGCUGGCUCGCAACGCGGGGCUCCCCAGGGCAGCCCCAGGCAGGGUCGCGCCAACGCGGCCUCCACCCUCCUGGGCCUCAACAGGCUGGCGCUGCCACUGGGGAAGCUGAAUUUGGACAACUACCUCCUGGGCAAGUGCACAGUGACCAGGACUGACAAGAUCCCCCUGGUUAUGGGCGAGUCGGGCCCAGUGUGGGAGACAUCCUCCGAUAAUCUCGUGUGCGUCAUCUCUUCACCAAAGAAAUCCACCAAACUGCACGGCAUGAAGAGCUUCAUUGAGUACCAAAUAACCCCCAACGACACCCUAAAACCCGUGUCCCGACGCUACAAACAUUUUGAUUGGCUGCUGGAGCGGCUGAUAAGCAAGUUCUCGGCUAUGAUUCUCAUCCCGUCGCUCCCCGACAAGCAGGUGGCAGGGCGCUUUGAGGACGACUUUGUGGCGUUGAGGAUGGAGCGACUCCAGGCGUGGAUGUCGCGCAUCUGCCUUCACCCCAUCCUGUCCUCGAGCUCAGUCUUCAAGCACUUCCUGCACGCCGCCACCGAGAAGGAGUGGAAGGAAGGCAAGAGACGUGCGGAGAAGGAUGAUGCAGUCGGGGGAGCGAUAUUCUCUAAACUUGAAAUGUUCAACGCCGUGGAAUUCCACUCAGAUGAGAUGGAGAAAAGGGUAGAUCAUUUCGGGAAGUUUUUCCGUUCAGCGGACGACAGCGUGAAGCAGCUGCUCGCCGUUGGAAACGUGCACUACCGCCGAUGCACCACAGAACUUCCCAAGGAUUAUCGAGGUCUGGGGAAAGCCUUGAAGGACGUUUCACAGUCUUUCAGCAUGAGCAACCAUCACGCUGAGGGGUCGCUCACCAACGCGCUCUCCUUCGCCGGGAAGACCUAUACCGACAUUGGGGACCUCGUAGCCAGCCAGUCCAAGAUGGAUCUUCGUCUCUUCCUGGACUCCAGCUGUGAAUACAAGAGUCUCCUGUCUGGCUUUCCUGAAAUUCUCUCCAUUCAAAAGGCGGGACUCGACAAGAUCAAGGAGUGCGACCGGCUGAUCCAGAUGAACAAGAUGGCCCCCGGGGAGAAGGACGGAGUUGUGCAGAGAGUGAACGUCAUGUCGCUCGGCCUGCAGGCCGAGGUCAACAACUUCCACGAGAGCCGCAUCCGCGACUACAAGGAGAGCGUGCGCCAGCUGCUCUACAAUCAGAUCCAGCUGCACCAGAAGAUCGCCGAGAUGAUGAGAGAAGCCUACAUGCGGUUCGAAUUUGAAUCCUAGUGAAGACGAAGACAACGUGAAGUCGCCCUCUUUAUUUUUGGACCGUUAUCCUGACUUGCAGUAAUUUUUCCAUAAACAAACCAACGUUGAUAAGAAGAAGAAGAUGAAGAAGAAGAAAAAAAACACCAGGCUUUCCCCAGUUUUCGGUUUCUGGUGAGAAUAAGAGCACUUUAUAUUAGUUCUAAAUUGUUCGGGAAAAUUAUCGGUUAAAAUGAAAAAUUAAAUGAAAAGUGUCUUUCCAAAACAAACCUCUACCCGCUGUCGGAAUAAACAUGGAUUCAUCCCUUGUGUCGUUAAACAAUUGCUUUGUGGGUGUAGGGAGUACGAAGGAGAAAUACGCUAAGUGACCAGAGCUUAACGCGUGACUUCCACUACGCGAUGAGUACUGCUCUUCAUUCAUUCAUAGAUUAAGGCACCACGACUCUGACAUUGUUGGCAAAACCAAUAUGCAAAAGCUGUUGUGGACAGUGCUCAGCGUGGGAGGUAAAAUAAUGGGUUUUGAGUUUUCUUCUCACAGAAUUGUCUCCAUCGCCUCUUUAGCUAAGAGGCCCAUUGCUGUAACUGGCACUAAUUGGAAAUUAUACUGCGUCUGAAUUCCAUCUAAUCGUGCAUCCCAGAGAAUCACAUCAACCGGUGCUGACGGUCGGUACAGAAUAUCCCUCCAAAGCCCUGCUUAUUAAAAUUGUGCGUCGCCACAAGGGAGAAAAACACCCUGCUGGUCUGCAUGGUGCGGUCUCGCCGGGCUCCGUGCGUCCACAACGCGUAGCAGCUCCGUGCCAGAACGAGCCAAACGAAUGACGACGUGAGCGCCACUGCGUUGAUGCACCGGUACGGAGCGUCCAUGGGGUAUACCGCAUUCUCCGCAUUUUUGUUUAGAGCAAAAGUUGUUACGCGCUUUGGGGAAUGCGUCUGUUCUUUGGGAAGACGUGCGUUCAUCUGGUUGUUCAGAAGACAUUUCCCCGCUUUAAAGCAGUGCGUUCAUAAUCAUUUUCUGGGAAGAUGGUUUGCCACUGCAGUACAUCCCCACCCAUGAGGACAGAAGACUGCCACCAGAUGUUCAGAAGCCUCUUGCAGAAGACAUCCUUCCCCCAUUAUAAAGCAGCGUGCUCGUAGUCAUCUUCCGAACGAUGGCUGUUCAUAGUGAUACAUUGUCUUGCAGAUGAUGCGCGUUAAUCUAAUUGUUCAAAAUGAUCGUAUGGGAGACAUCUUAUGUUUUUAAAGCAGCAACGUCUAUAAUCGUCUGCUGAAAGACUGCUGUCCGUAGCAAUACAGUAUUCUCCCGAUUAUAUAAAAAAACCCCUUUAUUUUAAAUUAUAAUUUAAUGGAAAGGUUUUCGGGGUGCAUCUGUUACCUUCCCACAGCAUCUUAUUCCCUGGAGAAGCAGGACCUCGAAAUCCUCGUGGGCUUUAAGGAGAAAAUGGAAAGAAUUGUGGGUGUGGUUGGAGAGAACGUUACAAGAAAUCUUAGGCUUUCGUGACUGCAGGAAUUCAUAUUCUUGCGGUCUUUCGGUAAAGUCACGUCGAUAAGGUUCAAAGAAAAUAACAAAAAACUACGACGUUUCCAUCGCAACACAAGCGGUAGUCAUCGGGGGAAAGGGGUUACAAUAAAGUCAGUCUCGUCGUUCAAAGGCGUCUCCCCUUGCGUGGGAGUUCUGUACGGACUGCACAAACAUGGCGCUGUAGAAUGCAGUGACCGUAAGGUCGAGCUAAAGGUUAUUAAUCCGAGUCAAGACACUGAUUCUCAAAACCUUUUGAGCACCCAUUGUGAAACUCGAUGUAAAUUGCUAUUGAGAAAAAAAACCCGACACAAACGCAAUGCAUCUCCGAUUAGCACGGUUGGCUAAGUAUUGUGCGAAAGAAGUUCAACACAUACAUUUGGUUAAGACAUUUAUUAUCUCAGAAUUCUACAGUAUUUCAUAUUGGCACGUCAAUUCCUUUGUAAUGUUUUCUCUUUUUACUUUGUGAAGGCACCGUUUUAGUUUUCUUCAGAUCCCGGUUUUGGAGUUUCACUCACGGAACACCACUGCCCUACCACCUGGCGUGGAUUGCAUUGCAGUUGUAGCGUGCCAAUUGUAGCGCGUGGCAUGUUUGUAUCAGACCUCUUUGAGUUGGUAAAUUUCGGGGGAAAAGAAAAAAAUAUAUUUUCUUGUAAAAGACUUUGCAAUGAGAUUGUAUUAAACUGAAAUGUAGAAAACGCCACCAAUUAUGAUAAAAUGUGCCUUUACAUUUAAACGCUAUAAGAAAUACAAUUGCUGAGCUUAUACACGUCACUCUUACAAGAGCCGUGUUUUAAAACGCUGUGCCUAAGAGAUGUCAAACAUGUAAAAACCUGGAGCGGUGUUUAAUCCAUGCUCAUCUGGUCUUGUGCUCGUCAGCAGCUCCGAUCCGGGGCUGGUGUUUCCGGUGUGCGGUGAUGCGGCUGAGCGUUAGCCGCUCGGUGUGUGCAGAGGUUCGCGGUUUGAGCCCCGUGGUCCACCCUGGUUAAUACUGUUGGGUGUAAUUCAUCUUUGUUACGACGUGCCUUCCUUCUGCUUCACGUUGGAUGUUAAUGGAUCCUGUGACGUUUGGAAGAGGGUGGGCCAAAGUGUGUGCUGGAGUCACGGUGCAAAUUAGAUUGUUUUUAAUAUACCCGCAGAUUACUCGAUUUGGAAAUGCAUCGCAGCUUUGCCCCCUACUAGUAACCGACUACAAAACUACUCAGGCUAGGGGAAGCGUAAGACUUUUGGUAAUGACCUUGCGCGAUAAGAACGGCACCGACACCACAUGGGCUCAUUACUUGAUUCGGCGUGCGCGCAAGUCACCUCGCUCAUAGAGCGGUGCUUGUUGAGGGCAGUAGAGCACGCCUCUAAUUUUCCUCUGCGCGAGAUUGGCUCCCUUUGCGCGAGUGUGUGUUUUAUAUCAUAUUUCCUCCUACACACGGCAUAUGUGAAUCAAUAGGCCAAUCAUGCCAAACAAGACCGACCCUCUUGAAACAGGGCCUCGAGACCCACUGUGUCGGAAUGUCAUUGUCGAAGUGCCAGUAUGAAAACUCGUGGUGCGCUCACUCAAAUGUCGCCUCGGUGGAAACACCACGGUGUCGGGGAUAGGAACAGUCCUGGAGUGUGCCGGUCCUCGCGUUUGGCAUUGAGAAGUGCCGCUGGUGGCGUGCCGUCGGUUAUUCCGCUCGUUUUGACCACUGCUCCCCCGUAGUCUGGUGACACAUCCUAAAAGCAAUAGACCCGUUUAAACGACGUGGAACUUAUUUCUGGGAAAGCAAUACUCGUAUGAUUACAGUAUUUAGAAAUGUAUUCUCUAAAAAUCAUCAAUAAAUCCUAUAUAUAUUUUGAAAGCUUAAUAGCAGUUACUGUGUAUUGGAGUAUGGACCAUAUAUAUAUUUUUAAGUGUAUUCAUAAAAAAAGUUAUCAUCACUUUCGCAUAGUGUAAGGUAACGAGCCGCAUGCAUAAGAGUUCCAUUUGUGUUCUUGAAUAUUUACAUGCUUUAUAUUGUAUUGCUGAAGUGCCAUACAUUUUUACUUUAAGUAGGGCUAAGAAUGCUGUGUUGUUGAGGUAUUAUGUUCAAAGGUGAUUAUAAAGUGGCUUCAGCGGGCAGUCUGUGCCAGUUUACAGACGUGACGUUCUGUUCCCGCUGCAGGCGCACGGUCAUUUCCGCCGUGCAGGUUUCCAGAUCAUGCACCUCCACCUGCUGUCGAGUGGACGUCGGGAAAACCUGCGGGGGCAUCAGUCGCAUGCCGACAUGCCCGGGUGAUGUGCUGUGCCACCCGAAUGUCUGAUCUCACCGCCCAACCCAAAUAAGCAGAGGGUUUUAAGGAACAUCUAACGCUUAACUCAUUUGUAAAGUUAUCAGUAUCACCGGCGGUGACCCACGCACGCCUGUAAUCCAGCGCUGUGGAGGCGCGUUGUUGGUGGAUUACACACCGAUGUUGCGAAACUCACUGUGGGCAUUCAAAUGUGACAAAUCCCGUCUCGCCAGGAGAACGCAGCAAAGCAGAGGUGUGAACUCCACCUGUUCCGUCAGAGUUUCCCCCUCGCGCGCUAUGUGGGUUUUCUCUGGACGUGCUGGUUUCUUUCCACAUGUAAGCGCUCAUUUACUUGGCUCGUAACGCCUUAACAUGCGGAGGACCGCAGAGCUUGGGCAAAUCGUUGGCAACCGGCUCACCACGUGACUGCCUUCCUGCUUGCUCCUGUGGUUCUCCGUGCCUCCCAAGUUGAACUUACUCCAAGUAUGGUCAGCGAGCCUUGUCUUCCAAAGGGAGGUCACGUGAAACCCAAUGGCGCUCGCAUGGCUUUACAGUACAUGGCAGACAGGGCCUGAUAGGUGGCAUGUAUGCGGUGCCAUGCAUGCGGUGCCAUGUGCAGUUCAGCCGUUGAUGAUGAUAAUUAUUCAGAGAUAAUUUGCUCACGUAUCCAAAGAGCUCGUAAUUAUAAUCGCUUUGCUUUGCUUAGUGUAACGUUAUUAGAUAAAUUAGCGAUCGAGCUAGUAACGGUGCAUUUGUAUUUCUUAGGCUCUGCUUCGAGACAAAGUAGUUAAAUACCACAAGUGUUUUCAUUAUUGCAGGUCAGAAAUGUAGUUGAGUGUAUGUGCAAUUGAGUCGAUGGAAAGUGCAUUGUUUAUACGCUUACAAAUAGAAGUGUCGGUCAUUUGUGAUUUCAGAAUGUUACAGCGUGAAAUUUUUAUUAAACGUACCAAUUAUUAUUAAUUUAAUAAAGGGGUGGGUUUUUUUCGCUAUACAGCACAUAUAUGCAGUACAUGAAUUGAAAACUCAUUUCUUUAAAACUGCUUUUUUGUGUUUAGUUUGUUGUCCUUCCCCCACACCUCCGAUUAGCCACGGUUGGCUACGUACGGUGCGAACGAAGUUCAACACACACAUACAUAGUGCGACUUGCAAUUAGCGUUUGUGAAUGCCCCCGCCCCCACCCCAAUCACCGGGGCCCGCUUUUCCAUCCGGCUGUUGCGACGGCUACCUUGGCGCUUGGCAGUCAGAAUGGGCACAGCAGCAGCCGCUGUGGGCGCCCACACACACACAGAGGGUACCUCGUGACGAUGCCAAUCAUUUUCUCGUGCAGAGAGAAUAAAGUAUGUCUUAUGCUGAUGUCUUAGAGCACAACAACACAAAACAAAUAAAACGAGUUCAGGAAA
Molecule: messenger RNA, 6791 nt
Organism: Petromyzon marinus (sea lamprey)
Lineage: Eukaryota; Metazoa; Chordata; Hyperoartia; Petromyzontiformes; Petromyzontidae
Product: sorting nexin-9-like
Biological process (GO): endosomal transport; plasma membrane tubulation; endocytosis
Cellular component (GO): cytoplasmic vesicle; plasma membrane
Molecular function (GO): phosphatidylinositol binding; protein binding
Source: RefSeq, a predicted model, not a curated record